CCGAGAUGCAUAUUCAGUCUGCCAGUGAUGUCGGCAACCGAGCUCUCUGGGUUGUCUGCGUCCUCAUGGCAAUUUCUUCUAUAGCAUUCUAUGGCAUGGCUAUGCGCGUGCCUGUGCAAAAACGGUUGUUUCACAUUAUUACAGCCUUCAUUACUACGUUCGCUUUCCUGUCCUAUUUCUCUAUGGCCACGGGUGAUGGUCUAAGCCUCCAUCAAUACGCGACGACGGAGACCAAGCAUCAUGUUGUUACCGAGGUCUACAAGCGUGAGGUCUACUGGGCCCGUUAUGUCGACUGGUCUCUUACUACUCCGCUACUACUCCUCGAUCUGUGUCUCCUAGCUGGUCUUAACGGUGCUAGUAUUACUGUCGCUGUCGUGUCUGAUGUCAUCAUGAUUAUGACUGGGCUUUUUGCUGCUUUUGGCCAGACGGGAGGUCAACGAUGGGGUUGGUAUGCCAUCGCCUGCAUCGCCUACCUGGUUGUUAUCUAUCAACUUGGUUACAACGGCCGCUACGCUGUGUCAAACAAGGACAACAAAACUAGGUCAUUCUUCUCCGCGAUCGCUGGUUUCACAUUCGUGCUCUGGACACUGUAUCCAAUUGUAUGGGGUGUAGCUGAUGGUGCUCGCAUCUUCAAUGUUGAUACCGAGAUUAUCGCCUAUGCUAUACUCGACAUUCUUGCCAAACCCAUCUUCGGCUUUUGGUUAUUGUUCACACAUGACAGCAUGUCGCGCACAUCUCCCACUGUGGAUGGGUUCUGGGCUCAUGGAAUGCAAUCCGAGGGCGCCCUUCGCGUUGGCGAUGAUCGGGAUUAGAAACUGCAUCAAGCGCAGUACUACCGGAGAGCUCAGUUUCCCAAGAGCUCUGUUUUACGUCUCCGAGUCGACAUUACGUGGAAAACAUCAAGUCGUCAAAAAGUGUUCUCACGUUGUUUCAUUUUUAGGCUCAUGAAAAUCACGUUUUCUUCGUGCCCAGUGCCGUAGGCUGUGUCGUUCGCGGAAUUUGAUGCCAAUUAUGAGAAAAUUGUAACAAAAAAAGUUAUGUUGUUGUAUUCAUGUUUGGGUUAUGUUGGACAGUUUGCUUGCUGCGAUGUGGAUUGUGUUAUAAUUUCAUUGUCAGUCGCCUUAUCGUCAAUUUCAAUAUCACUUAAUUUAUUCUAGUUGUACUUUUUCCUGGUCAGAG
Pseudomassariella vexata is the source of this 1179-nucleotide messenger RNA. Its product is annotated as bacteriorhodopsin. The record is from RefSeq and is a predicted model, not a curated record. Gene Ontology annotation, cellular component: plasma membrane; endoplasmic reticulum. The transcript is spliced from 7 exons. Lineage: Eukaryota; Fungi; Ascomycota; Sordariomycetes; Amphisphaeriales; Pseudomassariaceae. Gene Ontology annotation, biological process: monoatomic ion transport. Gene Ontology annotation, molecular function: monoatomic ion channel activity. Bases 6 to 812 code for a protein of 268 amino acids.